Messenger RNA from Fundulus heteroclitus (mummichog), 2706 nucleotides. It is a transcript of the gene abhd3, whose product is annotated as abhydrolase domain containing 3, phospholipase. Gene Ontology annotation, biological process: medium-chain fatty acid biosynthetic process; phosphatidylcholine metabolic process; medium-chain fatty acid catabolic process. The record is from RefSeq and is a predicted model, not a curated record. Bases 141 to 1382 code for a protein of 413 amino acids. NCBI's taxonomy places the organism in Eukaryota, Metazoa, Chordata, Actinopteri, Cyprinodontiformes, Fundulidae. Gene Ontology annotation, molecular function: A2-type glycerophospholipase activity; monoacylglycerol lipase activity; acetylesterase activity. The transcript is spliced from 9 exons.
CUCGCCUGUCCAUAUAUAUCUCCCCUCCUCAGCUCCCCUUGACCGUCUCCUUCACAGUUGGCUCGCAGGCAGACGCAGCUGAAUCCCAUAACCGAGCUGGCCGCCGUCCUUACCCCGAGAGCGACGAGAGCAACCUUGCCAUGAUCUCGCUGGACUUGAAUCUCAACAUUUUGACUAGGGACCUGUCGCAUUAUUUGGAAAAUCAAGUGAAAGUUGGUCUGUUCGGCUCGGGAGUGGGUCUGUCUCUGGUGCUCGGCUUCAGCGCAGCGUACACCUGCUACUAUUUAAUUUCUGUGGCCAAGAAACCUCAACUUAUUUCUGGCGGUAAGGAGUUUUACCAGUUUCUAAAGGAGCAAUGUCCAGUCGUGUCAGAGACCUACUACCCGACCUUUUGGUGCUGGGAGAGUCGCAUCCAAACUCUGCUGAGACCUUUUGUCACAGCCAAACCUGGUGUUGUCUAUAGAAACGAGCUUAUCAAGGCAGCAGAUGGAGGACAGAUAUCUGUGGAUUGGUUCGACAACGACGACAGCCCCUCUUAUCCCGACCCCGCCACCAGGCCCACGGUGCUGCUUCUCCCCGGCCUGACCGGCACCAGCCGAGAAUCCUACAUCUUGCACAUGGUCCAACAGAGCCGGGAUCUGGGCUAUAGAUGUGUGGUAUUCAACAACAGAGGGGUCUCUGGUGAAACGCUGCUGACCCCGAGGACCUACUGUGCCGCUAACACAGAGGAUCUGGAGACUGUUAUCGAUCACAUCCAGAAAACCCAUGCGGCUGCUCCAAUGAUGGCUGCUGGCGUGUCCAUGGGAGGGAUGAUGCUGGCCAACUACUUGGGACGUAAGGGCCGGAAAACUUGCCUGAAAGGGGUCAUAGUCUUCUCAGCAGGCUGGGAUGUGUUUGAGUGCACUGCGUCACUGGAAAAACCCCUGGACCGCUUCCUCUUCAACUCCUACCUCACCAGCUGCCUACAAGCCUCUGUGCACAGACACAGGCCGGUGCUUGAAAAGUGCUACGACAUUGACCACGUCAUGAAGGCAAAGACCAUCCGAGAGUUUGAUGAGAGGUUCACCUCCAUCAUGUUCGGGUAUCCUACUAAUGACGACUACUACCGCGAUGCCAGUCCUGUGCACAAGCUGAAAUCUGUGCAGGUGCCAAUGCUGUGUCUGAACGCUGCUGAUGACGUCUUUUCUCCGUCUCAUGCCAUCCCAGUGGAGGCAGUGAAGCAGAAUCCUCACUUGGCAAUGCUCAUUACCUGCCACGGGGGCCACAUUGGCUUCCUGGAGGGCCUGUGGCCGCGACAGAGCACUUACAUGGACCGAGUCUUCAAGCAGUUUGCGAAGGCAGUCAUUGAACAAGGCGGACGACUCAAAGACCUCUCUUUAUAAGAAAACUUAAAACGAUCCUCUAAUUCUACAUUUCGGCUUUCUUCUUCUCUUGGUUCGUCUUUGUCAUCCAUGUUGUUUUCACUACAUUCCAUCCUUUAUUUCUUCCAUUUUCUGUUUUUUUUUUUAUUUUUCAUUCCCAAAUCUCUUAUUCUCCUACUUUAACACCAAAUGUGAUUCAUCUUUAUUCAUGAUUCUGCUUUCCUUUCUGUGUCUUUCUGCUGUCUUUGCAUCAAUCCAUCCUAUUGUUCCCUCUGCCAAAAGUAAAAAAAAAAAAAACAUAAUUAUUUCUUGUUUAAAGGGCAUAUUAUUGAAUGCAGAUUUUCUGUUGCAGUCGACAUUCAGAUUAUUUUUUGUGCAUUUUACAACUCUUCAGCCACGCGUUCCACCACAAGCAUAGCUGGUCAUGUCAGUGCUGAGAAGUCAAAUCUUUCUCGUGUUGUUUGACCUAACCAUUUAGGGAUAACCCUGUGCAAUCUCUUUUUUUCCCCCACCUCGUUAACAGAAGUACUGUUUCAUUUAGAUAAUUUUCUGUAGUUUUUAGCACUUACGUCAGUAGGAUAGUAGCCCUCAGGGAUUUCCUUUUGUUUUCUCUCUGUUUCCUGUGAAAUGUCAUUUUUGUCAGUGUGCUCUCCUCCAUUUUGAAUCCUUUUAAAGGUAUGUUUAUUACAUGUUAACAAUGCAUAAUGUUGUUUGUUUUAAGUUCUAACUUGGCGUGUGGAUUACUCUGGUGUACUUUCUUUUGGAGAGGUCAGAAGGUUUAUUCCAUGUGCUAUUAAAUGUGAAGCUGCUGUCAGGAGACAUUUAGCAAUAGGGACUGAAAGCAGAAGGAAACAGGACGUCUAGGUGCGAGCAUCUGUAAAGUAUGUGGUAUCUCUCAGGCGGUGGCAGCCUGUUAAUGUUGCGUGGAUGGAUUUAAAAUUAUUUUAUCACCAGCCAUCGCUCCUCUUAAGAUUACAUUUUUGCUGUCAAAGGGGAAUAGUUUUGCAUCUUCCAGUGAUUUAAAGUUUUGCAGACAUAAACAGCAACUGCGUACUUCUUUCUUUUUCUUAUCUGUUAUCCUGUGGUCUUUAGGCAGGCUUCAAACCCACUGCUCCCUAAGGAUGGGUUAAAUGCAGAAGACAAAUUUUGUUGGAAUGUACAAUUAACCAUUCCUUCUUCUUCUUCUUCUUCUUCUUACUCCAAACCCCUCACCAUCAAUUUACCUUAAUAGGAGCACACUGAUUUGCUUGUGUCUUUAUAUAUUCUGGCAUAGUCUUGUAAUGCAGAGCCAGACAGAAAAUUUGGUAAUACAGCUAGACAUGGUGUUGUGCUUUAGGGAUUUAUU